UUUCAUUUCCUGUCUGAUUGAUGAGAGAGAAACAAAAUCAAACAAUAAAGACAAAUCCGCGAUUUGAAAGAGAACAACAACUCACGUCGAAAACCAUUUCCACGCAACCCCACACCUCACGACACCCUUUUUCUAUUGGUCUAAAUUUAUAAACUCAACGCAGAGGAAGAAUUCUUGAAAUUUGACAAGCUGAUGUUGCUGUGUUUUUCGUGUACAGAUGGAGGACGAAUUAGAAGAAGAAGAGGGAUGUAUAUCUUAUGUUUAUGUAAAUGAUCAUCGUAUAUUUGUGCUUAUGUCGUAAAUAAUUGGAAUAUUGAAUUUGUACUGUGAAAAUUAUGGUGAAAGAGAAAAGGGAUAUUAGGCCGGAGCUUUUGAAAUUUGGGGUUGCUUUUGCUCUAUCUCUUGGUGGGAUUCUUUAUACCCUUUUCAAAAACAAAAAAAUCAAACCAGAUAAAUCUCAACCUCCACAGCCUUCUCAAGAUGUGGGAGGGGAAAGUCGUGAGCUAGAGAAUGAUGACGAAUUUCUUCACAAAUCACCAAAUUCCCGCAAUUCUCCUGAAAUUUCACUCGGAAAAUAUGUUACUUCUGGAAAUUCCACCAAGGAUCUCUCUCCGAAUGCUAGAUACAUAGGAGAUAGAGACGGUUAUCUCUUGCCAGAAUUCGUUGAUCUUGUAAAGGAAUGUGAUUCAACUGUCAAAGCAACUGGUAUAUCUCCACGGAAAAAUAUGGAAACUCAAGCUCUCGAUGUAGAAUCACCCCGGGGAUGCAAAUACAUUGAACAUGAGGAACCCGACAGAGAGAUUAGGAGCCUAAAGAGCAAGGUUAAAAUGCUCCAAGAGAGGGAGAGGAGCCUGGAGAUUCAACUUCUCGAGUAUUACGGCCUUAAAGAGCAGGAAACUGCAGUUAUGGAGCUGCAGAACCGGCUAAAAUUGAACAAUAUGGAGGCUAAACUUUAUAAUCUUAAGAUCGAGUCCUUACAGGCCAACAAUAGAAGACUAGAGGCCGAAGUGGCUGAUUAUGCACAAGUCGUGUCUGAACUAGAAGCUGCAAAGGCCAAGAUAAAGCUGCUAAGGAAGAAACUUAGGUCUGAAGCUGAACAGAAUCGGGAACAGAUCUUGACUCUUCAAGAAAGAGUAAUGAAGCUGCAGGACCAGGAAAUGAAUGGUGUAAAAAAUGACCCCGAUAUGAAAUAUAAGCUUCAAAAAUUGAAGGAACUCGAGGUCGAAAUAGAAGAUUUGAGGGAGUCGAAUCAUGGCCUGAAGCAGGAAAAUUCUGAAUUGGCUAAGAAAUUGGAGUAUCUACAAAUGAUUGCUACUUCCGCUUUAGAUAAUGAAGAGCAGACUCAAGCACAUAAAAAAGAGAGUCACCAUUUAAGACAACAAAACGAAAAUUUAACCAAGGAAAUUGAACAGCUCCAAGCUGAACGGUGCAGUGAUGUUGAGGAACUAGUUUAUCUUCGAUGGAUAAAUGCUUGCUUACGCUAUGAAUUGAGGAAUUAUCAACCAGCCCCUGGUAAAACAAUUGCGAGGGACCUUAGUAAAUCGUUGAGCCCAAAAUCAGAGGAGAAAGCGAAACAGCUCAUUCUUGAAUAUGCAAAUAAAGAAGGUUCAACUGAGAAGGGGAUCAAUAUUGCAGAUUUUGAUUCAGAUCGAUGGUCAUCUUCCCAGGGUUCUUUCCUUUCUGAAUCUGGUGAUGGUGAUGAUUCUUCUGUUGACACCUCAUUGGCUAACAAAACCAGCACUUCGAGCAAAACAAAAGUUUUUAGCAAACUGAUGAGGCUUUUACGAGGAAAAGAUAAUCUGCAUCAUAGUCGGGGUUCACCUCUUGAUCGAACUACAUCUGUUGAAGAUAAAGUUGGAAGAUGUUUCAGUGAUUCUCAAGGGUACAAUCCCAGUGGUCCACUAGAUAUAGAUCCUGGAGCUGAUGGCCACACCCAAAGAUUGAAAAAUUCAUCUGAGCGUUUGUAUAGACAUUCUUUGGAUCUACAGAGAUCUUAUUCCCAUGAUUCGAAGACCCUUAAAGGGGAAGGUAGCGGUUACUCACGAAGAAACAGUGACGAUAGUUCCUUGAGUAUUUAUAGAAGAAUUGACUCGAUCAGGGAAGAGGUAAACGAUUCUUCACCUGCUAGUCAACUUGAUCAAGAUGCACCAAAUGUAGAGAAAACUGAACUGGUAAAGUACGCCAAAGUUUUGAAGAACUCUCGUUCAAGAUCAUCUUCUCGGAGAAGAUCUGCCUUGUUUAGUUCUUUUUGACUCAAUUUCCUUUUGGUUUACUUCCAGCCCUACCAGGUUAAAAAUAUCGAUAAAUUGUCCGGCCCUGUGUUUAGUUAAGCUGCAUACUUCAAAGUUAGUUCAAUGUACAAUGUACAUAGAAAUUUUGUGGGCUUGAUAGAUUUUUAGAAAUCUAUUAAAGAAAAUUGUGGAUUUCGUAUUGUGUUGUUUCA
Olea europaea var. sylvestris is the source of this 2443-nucleotide messenger RNA. RefSeq names its product protein CHUP1, chloroplastic. Lineage: Eukaryota; Viridiplantae; Streptophyta; Magnoliopsida; Lamiales; Oleaceae. Gene Ontology annotation, cellular component: chloroplast outer membrane. The transcript has 4 exons. The coding region runs from base 336 to 2252 and encodes 638 amino acids. Gene Ontology annotation, biological process: chloroplast organization. The record is from RefSeq and is a predicted model, not a curated record.